AUGGCCAACGACUUCUCCAGCCUGUGGGGCGGGCGUGAGUCGAUGGCAGAGUGCGGUGGCGCCCACGGCUGCGCGCACUACCGGCGGCGGUGCAGGAUCGUUGCACCCUGCUGCGGGGAGGUCUUCUGGUGCCGCCACUGCCACGACGCGGCGAAGAGCGACGGGGAGAGGGACCCGAAGAAGAUGCACAGGCUGGACCGCAAGGCGGUGAAGGAGGUGAUCUGCGAGCUGUGCGGGGAGCGCCAGCCCGUGGCGGCGUCCUGCAGGGGCUGCGGGGUGGCCUUCGGGCGGUACUCCUGCAUGGAGUGCAACUUUUUCGAUGACGACACCAGCAAGGAGCAGUACCACUGCGAGCAGUGCGGGAUAUGCAGGGUGGGCGGGCGUGAGAACUACUUCCACUGCGAGAUAUGCAACUGCUGCUACCACAACGACAUGCGGGGAUCUCAUGUCUGCAUUCAGAACAGCAUGCACCGCAACUGCCCGGUGUGCUAUGAGUACCUAUUCGACUCCAUAAGGAACAUCUCAGUGCUGCGGUGUGGCCACACGAUCCAUAAGGACUGCCUGGAGCAGCUCCUAGACUACAACCAGAAUUACUGCCCCAUCUGCAAGAAGACACUGUCUGACAACAUGUCCUGGAUGUGGAGGCAGAUGGAUGACGCCGUCCAGUCCAUGCCAAUGCCGCAGGAGUACGCAAACAAGAUGGUUCGCAUUGUGUGCAAUGACUGUCACGAACGCAGUGAGGUCUGCUAUCAUUUCAUUGGUCACAAGUGCAAGGGCUGCGGAGGAUACAACACGGCCCGAUGCUAG
Molecule: messenger RNA, 807 nt
Organism: Ostreobium quekettii
Lineage: Eukaryota; Viridiplantae; Chlorophyta; Ulvophyceae; Bryopsidales; Ostreobiaceae
Source: the annotation of a GenBank genome assembly